This is a messenger RNA of Diabrotica virgifera virgifera (western corn rootworm), 1274 nucleotides long. RefSeq lists its product as uncharacterized. Gene Ontology annotation, molecular function: DNA binding. The transcript is spliced from 2 exons. The record is from RefSeq and is a predicted model, not a curated record. Bases 309 to 1070 code for a protein of 253 amino acids. Lineage: Eukaryota; Metazoa; Arthropoda; Insecta; Coleoptera; Chrysomelidae. Gene Ontology annotation, cellular component: transcription regulator complex; nucleus. Gene Ontology annotation, biological process: regulation of transcription by RNA polymerase II.
UUUCAACUAUACAAAUAUUUUAACCUAACAUUUUCUUUCCACCAAAAUUACAUUUUGAAAUUCCCGCUUGAAAUUAGUUCCGAUACAAGCGGCAUGGAGCGCUGUUUUUCAUAUUUAACCAAAGCGUUAUCGUGAAACAUCUAGAGGAGGUAGGUGAUCUGUGGUAUAUGCACGACUAAUUUUAAAAUACAAACUUGUUUGUUUUUUCGUGCGGCAACGUGCGUCUGGACAUUGAAAAAUUAAUUUUGGGAGUACUCGAAAGACAAGCAUUAUGGGACCAAACAAAUAAGGAUUACCACAACCGAGAUAUGGCUCGUAAGAUGUGGAUAUCCCUGGCAAAAGAAAUGGGUGAAAACAGCGAUGUACUCAAAUCAAAAUGGCGGGGACUAAGAGAUAACUUUAGAAAAGAACUAACAAAAACAAAAAAAGGGCGAUCCGGAGAUGCUGGUGGAAUAUCAAUACCAUCAAAAUGGUUUUAUUUCACACUGAUGCUUUUCCUAAAAGACAAUAUGACCCAAAGAAAUGCUACAGGAAAUAUUCCUCCUCUCAAUAACCAAGAAAAUUCAUACGAGGAAAAUACUACGCCAGAUACAAUCUCUGAACCUGAUUAUGAGAGAAAUCAUAAUUCUGAAUUUAAUUCAGAUUCAGAAUUAAAUACUGACACUAUGCCUACGACACCCAAGGCUGCUAAAAUAGCUCAAGCAAAUAAGGAAACGGGUACAAAGAGUAAAAAAGCUAAAUCUUCAGUAUAUGAAAAAAUGAUCGCUAUAGAAGAAGAAAAACUGAAAGCAUAUAGAGAAAAGUGUAAGGAAAGAACAAAGGAAGAAGAUAGUGACUUUCAUUUCCUCAUGAGUCUGAUGCCGUACAUGAAGAAAAUACCCGAAGACCAAAAAUUAUCAGUACGGAUAAAAAUACAACAAUUUCUUCUGGACGCCCAGCCGCGUGCUCAGUCUGUCAGGACAAGAACUACUGCAGUGGACCAAGAAACCGAUCAAAGCAGGUAUCAAGUGGUACUGCCAUCAGCUUCAUCAGAAAACGAACUAGGAUGUUCAGAUGUGCGAAAAAUUUAACAAGUUCUUUUGGAAGUCCAGCCACGUGCUCAGUCUGUCUGGACAAGAACUACUGCAGUGGAUCAAGAAAUGGAUCAAAACGAAGCAGGAUAUUCAGGUGUUCGAGAAUACUUACAUAAUUUUCAGUAGUGUAAUGAAAGUACUUUAUUAGUUUAUUUUAGUUUUUAUAUCCUUACUGCAUGAAAAAUUAUUUCUUUUUUAAGU